This is a messenger RNA of Zea mays, 1158 nucleotides long. Its product is annotated as xylanase inhibitor protein 1. The coding region runs from base 59 to 982 and encodes 307 amino acids. Gene Ontology annotation, biological process: carbohydrate metabolic process. Gene Ontology annotation, cellular component: extracellular region. Lineage: Eukaryota; Viridiplantae; Streptophyta; Magnoliopsida; Poales; Poaceae. The transcript has a single exon. Gene Ontology annotation, molecular function: chitinase activity. The record is from RefSeq and is marked validated.
ACGCACACGCAAGAGUAGUGACGAGUAGUGGUAGCAGCAAUUAACCAACGAGACACCAAUGGCGGUCGCAAGUAAUAGACCAGCAACCACUCUACUGCCCCUGGCGGCCCUUGUGGCCGUCGCUGGCUCCCUCUUCCUCGCCGGCCCGGCCGCGGCCGCGGGGAAGACCGGGCAGGUGACUGUCUUCUGGGGCCGGAACAAGGCCGAGGGCACGCUCCGAGAGGCCUGCGACACGGGCACGUACACCAUCGUCGUCAUCUCCUUCCUCAACGUCUCGGCCGGCCCCGGCAACAGCCCGCCGAGCCUGGACCUCUCGGGCCACCCCGUCGCCGGCAUCGGCGCCGACAUCAAGCACUGCCAGUCGAAGAGCAUCAUGGUGUUCCUCUCCCUCGGCGGCCGGCAGCACUCCCUGCCGAGCGCCGAGGCCGCCGCGGACCUCGCCGACUACCUCUGGUACGCCUACUUCCCGGCGCCGGCGCCGCGCGCCGGCGUGCGCCGCCCGUUCGGCGACGCGUACGUCGACGGCCUCGACUUCUUCCUCGACCGCGGCGGCCGCCCGCCGCCGGACCACCUCGACGCGCUGGCCGCGCGCCUGUGGAGCUACAACCGGCAGUUCCGCGCCCGCACGCCCGUGCAGCUGUCGGCGACGCCGCGGUGCGCGUUCCCGCCGGACGGGCCGGCGCUGCGGCUGCUCGCCACGGGGCUCGUUACCCGCGUCAACGUCAGGCUCUACGGCGACGCGCGCUGCGCCGCGUACUGGCAGCAGGAGUGGGACAAGUGGGCCGCGGCGUACCCGGGCUCCGGGCUCUACGUCGGCCUGCCGGCGUCGGAGCGGACGGUCGGGUACGUGCACCCCAAGAACCUGUACUACGGCGUCCUCCCGGUGGUGCAGAAGGCGCCCAGCUACGCCGGGAUCAUGAUCUGGGACCGCUACGCCGACAAGCAGACCAACUACAGCAGCUACGCCAUUCAAUGGGCUUGACACUACGGAGACAAACCCCAGAGGAUCAGAGCUUAAUAAAUAAACAAACAAAUAAAUCCAAGAAGUUUAGCAAGCAGCCAUAUAUUUAUACAAUUGACAAACCUUCUGGGUUUCAUAUUUACAGCAACACCCGAGUUUUGACUCAUAAUCGAAGAAUGCAGUGUUGGAAUAAGCAU